GUGCCGAUAGCCACUACCGUCAUGGCGUCGGAUAGUCAAGGGCAUAGCAACAAGUCCCUAUCUAAAAAGUCAUUUGAAAUAAAAAUGUGUAAGAAAGUGGCAGAACUCACACAAGUGGUACACAUGUUGUUUACUAAAAAUCACGAAAGAGAAAUUGAAAUCGCUACUAUGACCAAGGAGUACGAGAGUGAAAUAAGCCGACUUGUGCACACGCAUUCGGAGAAGAUACGAGCCCUCUCAAACGAUGUUAAAGAGAUUAAAGUUGCUGAAGAACGGGCUAGCCAAAAACUGAUUCAAAAUGAAAAAGAGUGCAAGUUCAAACUCGAGCAACAAAAGGAGGCUCACAUUAAAGAACUAAAAUCAGCUGAGAAUGUAAGAGAUGAUCUUCAAUUGAAGAUUGAUGAGUUGUUACGGCAAAUAGAUGAUUUGGAAGAAGAACUAGAAAAAAUCGGAAAGAGGAAUGACCAUUUAGAAGCUGUUUUACAAGAGACUAAAGCUAACCAAGUUAGCCAAACACCCAUAACAGAUGCUUUCAAGCAAAAAAGUGAAAAGCAUAAUGAUAAAACAGUACUACCAGAAGAAUCAGACCAACUGUUAAAGUUAAAAGAACGGUUAGAAGAUGAAAAACAAAAACAUGCACAAGAAAAAUUAGAUUUAGAGAGUCGUCGAGUGAAACUACAAUGCGAUUUGGAAGAGAUGGAAAUACAGAUGCAGAAACAAAUUGAGGAUGCUCUCCGAGAGUUAACAGCUGCGGUGGAAAGUAGGGAGAGGAUUUUGGAAAGAAAUGAGAAAUUAGAAAAUGAGCUAAAAGCCCUGAAUGAAAAAUUAAAACUCUCGCAGGAAAUUAGUGUCCAAAAGAAAAAUAAGAACUUGCCAAUUAAAAGUACUGCUACUUCUCCUCUUCCACCAAUUGAGGUGAAUGAAGAGAUGGAACGGUUAAAGCGUGAGAUUAAGCAUUACAGAUUGGAGCUGUCAAAUCGAGAGGGCAAUUUCAAUCGUAUGUUUACCAACACUUUACCUGUUAGGCUCAACUUCAAGCCGUCCUCUACAAAUUUAUCAAGGGGGAGAACAGAAGUUUAUAUGGCCAGAUCUGGGAAGCCACGUCUACAUCAGUCUUCAUCGUCAUCCGCUGAUAAAUCCAGAAUCUUCUAUGAACGUCUUCCAACACUGACAACUGAGCACAUUCGUCAAAAAACAGCACGAUAUCCCCGACCAGAAAGUAGCCUAAAAAGCCAAAGGGAUGCACUGAAUAGCUGAUCAAAAACAACCUGAUGACCACGACCAGCAAGUAGUGUGAAGUGCCAAUGAGAAGCAUUGAAACUGAUUCCAAAACCGCAUGAUACGCACAUCCAGCAAGCAGCAUGAAGAGCCAACGGGACACAUUGAACUUUAGCUGAUUAAAAAAAAAACAUGAUAUCCAAAAUAUCACCUUUUCUUUAUCGCAACCUUUGUAUGUGUAACUGUAUUGUCAACACAAGAAUGUUUCCGUUGACAUCACACGUUCGUGUGUAAAGCCAUGCACUCACUGUGCCCAACGGUUUUCAGCCGACGCAAUUCUAUAGAGGACACGACGCCUGUGCAACGGAUUGGUUUUAAUGACGAUCAGCUCUGACUGGCGUCGACAAACAAGCAAUAGACAGCAUUGCACCGUCUAUCGCUCACAGGGAGCAGAAUUGGAUUUGUCGUUUGACGCAGUGAGUGCCCAGCUUAAGUAUGUGAUUAACGAACUGACAUAUUAUCAAUGUAAAUUUAAAGCUGUCUUUUCUGCUAAAUAAUAAUUAAGGUGUAACUCAUCCAAGCUCAGGUUUCAAGUGAAGUAUUUAAUAAUUUGACAUUCUCUAAACCACAAAGGGUGGCCAAGCUUUUCUGAACUUCUGACGUUCUUGUGGGGUGAGAAUCAUACUCACCUCUGGAAUAUACCUUUUACUGUUCUCUUCGGCUGUCUUCUGCAGAGCCAUGUUUGGCUGGUGAUAAAGUGGCUCCGAACAAACAGGAAAUCAUUCUGUAAGCGAUUGGUUGCUUUAACAGAUCACCAUUUUCCCACCAAGAAAUCCUAGAGCAUCACGAUCUUCCUUAGGAACCUUAAACUGGAAAAACAUGCAUUCAAUAUUAAUAGCAGAAUGGUUGGAUUCUGCCUAUUACAGGUGGCCUUAUUUCAACACUCCUUAGCUCGAUGCUCAUAUCUUAAGCAGCCAAAGCACAACCUGUUCAACCAAAGUAUGUUAAUCUGCUCUUGUGUAGACUUUACUCCUGAAUAUUUCACAUUUACCUAUGCCAUGGUCACCUUUCUUGCAGAUGGAACGCAUCUGUUUAGUUGACGGUUUUGUUGGUGUGUAUGGGUUGAUCCCUCUUAGUCUCUUUUGUAUCACUGAGUCUAUUAGCAUAGCUGCCUCUAGCUCUUCUGUUUUGGUUGGGAGAUGAUCCCCGUUUGCGUAGAUCAGUUGGAUAAUGCUGCCCUCCCAUACGUAGAUCAUUUGCCGCCUUAGCUUUUGCCUUACAAACUGUUUUGCCCUUACUAGGGAUCUCCACUUACCAUGCAACAAAAGCUUUCUCACAAUAUUCUUGAUAUUUUUUUUCUGAGUACUCCAUAACAACAUACUUCUGGUUGCAGAUUUUUCAUAUAUUUUGUAGAUCAUUUAUACAGCACCUGCACAAUGGAUAACAUUUUUAUUAUUUUUGUCAUUUUUCUAUUGACAACUCAAUAUUAGGAGCAAUAUUUGUGAUGGUAAGUUAAGUAAACUGCCUGUCUUCCGAUCCCAAGUACAAGUUUAGUCCUUGCUAAGGUCAAAAUAUCUUGGUAUUACACUUUUGUACUGCAUUGAGAUAGUUUAUUGUACGACUGAUAACUUGUUUAAUUAUCCCAGCAUAAGAUAAUAUGUUUCAUUGCAUUGUUCACCACAUGUUUUUAAUCAAUUUUGAAAUUAUGUAUUUUCAUACGUAAAUGAUACUAAUAGAAAAAUAUCUAUAUAUUAUAUAACUAUAUGAAAGUUUAUUAGGAUUUUCAAAAUGUUUUUUAAAAUUCUUUAUCAAAAAGAACGAAUGUAUUGUGGAUAGUGUUAUUGAUUUUGUACAAUAAAGUGUGGUUUCCAUAAAAUUGCUACACUUUUGCUGUAGUGUCUUCACUGCAAUCUUUGGACUGUGAAACUGUCGCUCCCCAAACCCAAAAUCGAUCGACCAAGGGCAUGUAGUUGCUUAUGGUGCAAUGAAGUUAGUCUCCGGUCUUAAAACCAAAUUAUCAUGGGCCUGGAUCCAAUAUAGUUCACAUUGGCUCUUAUCUGUUUGUCUUCCUCCAGCAAAAUGUGCAUUAUUUUGAUAUAAAAUUGCAGAUUUAUAAUAUUUUUAUGAGAUUGUUUACCAUCCUUUUUGAUAUAUUUUAUACAAAUUUUAUCAGAUAAAAUAUUAACACUAUUUUAAUAAUUAUUUGUUUAUAGAAUCUUUUGAAUGCUGCAGUUUGAUAUUUUGAAAAUAUUUCAACUGAUUAUUUACAUGUACAAUGUGGAAUACACUACUGUAUUUUAGUAUUUUAUCAGAUACUUAGAUGUUGUAUUAUAAUUUCAUGGCCUACACUAUACUCCAUUUCUAUACAGUAUUUAUAUAUCAUUGGUGAAGAUGUUUCUUUUACUAUACACCAAAUCUGUAUUAUGCAGUAGAUUAAGAAAAAAAAUUUCCUAAUAGAAAAUUCCAAGAGAGAAUACCAGUGUGGUCUCAUAGGUCAGUUGCUGCAGCAACGGAUGGUGUUGGGUUCGAAUCUUGAUGGGUACAAUCACAUUUUCAAUUAUCUAGCUUUGGCAUUUUUGACGCACAUUUUUUACUGUUAUAAGUCUAUGCACAAGUUAACCAGGAGAAAUAUUAAUUGUGUCAUGUCGCAAGAUUUAAAAUGACAAUAAACUACACAAUAGAAUAUAAAUCACCUAAUUCAUUUUGUUCUUUAUUUAAUGUUUACACAUUUAUUUGCUAUGGUGAA
Molecule: messenger RNA, 3964 nt
Organism: Anneissia japonica
Lineage: Eukaryota; Metazoa; Echinodermata; Crinoidea; Comatulida; Comatulidae
Product: WEB family protein At3g02930, chloroplastic-like
Exons: 3
Coding region: 22-1257 (411 amino acids)
Source: RefSeq, a predicted model, not a curated record